UCAUGGCCCGCCAGGAGCUAUACGAAAUUUCAUUAUUGGCUCACCCGGCCUAUGCGAAAUUUCCAUGUUGACUCACCCGGCCUAUGCGAAACUUCUUCGUUGACUCACCCAAGCUAUGUGAAAUUUCAUUGUUGAUUUACGCAACUGCCGACACCUUGAACCAAGCCAUUGCAAGCCAUCUUGAUUCGACGAAGCCACCUGCCUCUUCCCGAUCCCGUCUUCUACCUCUAGAAACCAGCUGAACUGCCCUCAAGCUUCACCAUGCCGACAAUCCACCUACUUGACUACGUUGCCGGCAACGUACGGUCGCUCGUCAAUGCCAUCGAGAAGACGGGUUAUACCGUCGCGUGGAUCACCUCACCAGAACAAGUCCCCAAUGCCGAGAAGCUGAUCCUCCCGGGUGUGGGCCAUUUCGGCCACUGCAUGUCGCAACUCGACUCUGCCGGGUACCUGCCCGCCAUCCGCGCUCACAUCAAUGCCGGCAAGCCAUUCAUGGGAAUCUGCGUCGGCUUGCAAGCGCUGUUCGAAGGGUCGGCUGAGGACGCGUCCGUACCUGGAAUGGGAAUUAUAAAAGGGUCGCUAGACCGAUUUGACGACACAUAUAAAUCGGUGCCACACAUUGGCUGGAACAGCGCCAAUACCAGUAGCAAGAGUUUAUACGACCUACGACCGACGAGCAAAUACUAUUACGUGCACAGCUAUAAAUGUCCAUACGUCAAGGGCGAGCUAGAGGACCAAGGCUGGACGGUCGCGACGGGGACAUACGGGGGCGAAACCUUCGUUGGUGCCGUGGCGCGUAACAACAUAAUAGCAACACAAUUUCAUCCCGAAAAGAGCGGCGUCGCAGGGCUGAGAGUAUUACGAGCUUUCCUGACGGGCGAGGGGUCGAAAUCGCUGGGACAACAAGUGACAGGCCCCGCACCAACGGGCGGCCUCACCCGGCGUGUUAUAGCCUGCCUCGACGUCCGAACGAACGACCAAGGCGAUCUCGUCGUAACAAAAGGAGACCAAUAUGAUGUACGAGAGAAGGAAUCUGGCAAUGCUGUUCGGAACCUGGGAAAGCCAGUCGAGCUAGCAAAGAGAUACUACGAGCAAGGCGCGGAUGAGGUCACCUUCCUCAACAUCACGAGUUUCCGCGACUGUCCACUAGCUGACGCGCCCAUGCUGGAGAUUCUGCGACGCACAUCCGAGACGGUCUUCGUACCACUGACAGUAGGUGGUGGGAUCCGCGACACUGUCGAUACGGACGGUACCAAGGUAUCUGCGCUUGAGAUUGCCACCAUGUACUUCAAGAGCGGGGCAGACAAGGUCAGCAUAGGUAGUGAUGCCGUGCUGGCUGCCGAGGAAUACUACGCUGUGGGCCAGAGACUAUUCGGAAACACUGCCAUUGAGCAGAUUUCCAAGGCAUACGGAAACCAGGCCGUAGUCGUCAGCGUCGACCCCAAGCGUGUAUACGUACCCAAAGUUGAUGCGACGCGGCAUGCCACAAUUAAGACGGCGUUCCCGGGACCGAAGGGGGAGGGGUUUUGCUGGUACGCGUGUACCAUCAAGGGCGGGCGCGAGACGCGGGACAUGGACGCAGUCGAGCUGGUGCAAGCCGUUGAAGCGAUGGGGGCCGGCGAGAUUCUGCUCAACUGCAUAGACAAGGACGGCACCAACAGCGGCUUUGAUCUCGAGCUCAUCACCCAGGUGAAGAACGCUGUCAGGAUACCGGUCAUUGCAUCGAGUGGUGCCGGCAACCCGGCCCACUUCGAGACGGUCUUCCAGAAGACCACGACGGAUGCCGCAGUGGGAGCUGGCAUAUUCCACCGCGAGGAGUAUACUGUGAAGCAGGUCAAGGACCACCUGGCCGAACAGGGACUGGAGGUAAGGCAGUUCGAGGGCGAAUUAUAGAAAUAAAGAGAGGUCUUAUUGGACCUGCAAGACCACUACACCAAAACUACCAGCCUUGGAAGGACAUACGUCCACCACCCAUGGUACCACACAAGUCCUGCCUGUGGGAC
Pseudomassariella vexata is the source of this 2003-nucleotide messenger RNA. Its product is annotated as imidazole glycerol phosphate synthase hisHF. The coding region runs from base 262 to 1893 and encodes 543 amino acids. The transcript has a single exon. Gene Ontology annotation, molecular function: imidazoleglycerol-phosphate synthase activity; oxo-acid-lyase activity. Gene Ontology annotation, biological process: L-histidine biosynthetic process. NCBI's taxonomy places the organism in Eukaryota, Fungi, Ascomycota, Sordariomycetes, Amphisphaeriales, Pseudomassariaceae. The record is from RefSeq and is a predicted model, not a curated record.